Messenger RNA from Mauremys mutica (yellowpond turtle), 2806 nucleotides. RefSeq names its product solute carrier family 17 member 6 (gene SLC17A6). Gene Ontology annotation, biological process: regulation of synapse structure or activity; synaptic transmission, glutamatergic; transmembrane transport. The record is from RefSeq and is a predicted model, not a curated record. The transcript has 12 exons. NCBI's taxonomy places the organism in Eukaryota, Metazoa, Chordata, Testudines, Geoemydidae. Gene Ontology annotation, cellular component: excitatory synapse; synaptic vesicle membrane. Gene Ontology annotation, molecular function: neurotransmitter transmembrane transporter activity; L-glutamate transmembrane transporter activity. The coding region runs from base 1 to 1749 and encodes 582 amino acids.
AUGGAGUCGGUAAAACAAAGGAUUUUGACCCCCGGCAAAGAGGGAAUGAAGAAUUUUGCUGGGAAAUCGCUCGGUCAGCUCUACAGAGUCCUAGAGAAGAAACAGAAGCCUGGGGACAACAUCGAACUGACAGAAGAUGGGAAACCCCUGGAAGCGCCCGUUAAGAAAGCCCCAAUGUGCGACUGUGCCUGCUUUGGGCUCCCCCGGAGGUACAUCAUUGCCAUCAUGAGUGGACUGGGAUUCUGCAUCUCUUUUGGAAUCCGUUGUAAUUUGGGAGUAGCCAUCGUGGAUAUGGUCAAUAACAGCACCAUACACCGAGGAGGAAAAAUUAUUAAAGAGAAAGCGAAGUUUAAUUGGGACCCUGAAACAGUUGGCAUGAUCCAUGGCUCUUUUUUCUGGGGAUAUAUAGUCACUCAAAUCCCUGGGGGAUAUAUAGCAUCCAGACUAGCAGCUAACAGGGUGUUUGGGGCUGCUAUAUUGCUGACCGCCACACUGAAUAUGCUAAUACCAUCUGCUGCUAAGGUGCAUUAUGGGUGUGUCAUCUUUGUCCGGAUCUUGCAGGGCCUUGUAGAGGGUGUCACUUAUCCUGCCUGCCAUGGGAUAUGGAGCAAGUGGGCCCCUCCUUUAGAAAGAAGUAGGCUAGUAACCACUUCUUUUUGUGGUUCCUAUGCAGGAGCUGUUAUUGCAAUGCCUUUAGCUGGGAUUCUAGUGCAAUAUACUGGAUGGUCUUCUGUGUUUUAUGUGUAUGGGAGCUUUGGGAUGGUCUGGUAUAUGUUUUGGCUUUUGGUGUCAUAUGAGAGUCCUGCAAAGCACCCAACGAUCACAGACGAAGAGCGCAGAUACAUAGAGGAGAGCAUUGGAGAGAGUGCCAACCUCCUAGGUGCAAUGGAAAAAUUCAAGACUCCAUGGAAAAAAUUUUUUACUUCUAUGCCUGUCUAUGCAAUAAUUGUUGCAAACUUCUGUAGAAGCUGGACUUUUUAUUUGCUGCUUAUUAGUCAGCCUGCUUACUUUGAAGAGGUGUUUGGGUUUGAAAUAAGCAAGGUGGGUAUGUUAUCUGCUGUGCCGCAUUUAGUGAUGACCAUUAUUGUGCCUAUCGGGGGACAGAUUGCAGAUUUCCUAAGAAGCAGGCAAAUUCUUUCAACUACUACCGUGAGAAAGAUAAUGAAUUGUGGAGGUUUUGGUAUGGAAGCAACUCUUCUUCUGGUGGUGGGGUAUUCUCAUAGUAAAGGAAUGGCUAUUUCAUUCUUAGUACUCGCUGUGGGCUUCAGUGGAUUCGCCAUAUCCGGAUUCAAUGUCAACCAUUUAGAUAUAGCCCCAAGGUAUGCCAGCAUCUUAAUGGGAAUUUCUAAUGGAGUUGGGACAUUGUCUGGAAUGGUUUGCCCUAUAAUUGUUGGAGCAAUGACAAAGCACAAGACACGUGAAGAAUGGCAGUAUGUCUUCCUUAUUGCUGCUUUAGUGCAUUAUGCAGGAGUUAUAUUCUAUGGCAUAUUUGCUUCAGGAGAGAAACAACCUUGGGCUGACCCUGAACAGACAAGUGAAGAGAAAUGUGGUUUCAUUCAUGAAGAUGAACUUGAUGAAGAGACAGGGGACAUUACUCAGAAUUACGUAAAUUAUGGUACCACUAAGUCUUAUGGUGCUACGACCCAGGUCAAUGGUGGUUGGCCAAAUGGGUGGGAGAAGAAAGAAGAAUUUGUACAAGAGGAAGUCCAAGACUCAUUCAGCCAUAGGGAAAGAGAAGAUUAUUCAUAACAAAUCUCAAUAUUGGAUAUAUUUUGUAGUGUUUGUGAUUAAAUUCAUUGUGAUUGUUUGCACACAAAGAAUGUGGUAUAAACAUGUAAACACAUAUCAGGAAGGUCUAACUAUUUUAAAAAAAAGGUUACCAUUAAAGUGCAAUCUGUAUGAAUUGUGAUAGGUCAUCACCUCCACUCGGGUGUAUCCAUUCUAUAAACAUUAGAGUUUUAAGGGUUUACUGGUCAAAACUAUAGAGGCAACUAGAUACUUUCAGUAUACAUGAGCUAAAGCUCAAAAUUAAGGAUUAAAGCACAACAACCAACUAAGUUGGCACAUCUAAUAGUCUGUUUAGAAAGCCAAAACUACUUGAUCUUUAAAAAAUGCACUUAUAUAUUUGUUACACUGUAUUGGAAGAGAUCAUAAACUGAUUGUGUUAAGUAUACACGUUUACUCAGUAAAAUGUAGAGAUUGUGUGUUUGAUCUAAGAUAAGGACUUUCUUCAAGAAGAAAGGAUUCAGUCCUAGACGUCUAUAAGGGUUUGACACAGUUCUCUUCAAUGGGAAUUGGAUCAUGCUCUAAAAGAACUAAAUAAGGCAUACUGUAUGUUUAUUGUGAUUACAUGCUGCAGGCUACUCUGUGAUAAAUAAAGGAAUUUAUUUGGGUGUUUUAUAUCAAAUGUUUAGGCAAAAAUUCUUAUUUGUAUUCUUUACAGAAUAUAAUGAAAUUAUAGUAUGUGUCACAUUCUUCCUCACAUUUACCAACCAGUAUAAAAACAACAUAUAAUGUUCAAUCUGAAUUUUCAUACAGACUGUAAAACAACCUUUGCAAGAAAUACUUUCAGCGUAUUUUUAGUUAUAGUAAAUUACUUUGUACUGGUUGCAAAUCACUUUAGAAGAAAAAGAUAUACCCUACAAAAAUAUAUGCUCCCCUCCAGAUAAUCCAAAGUAAAAAUUACCAGGAGCAAGUAGCCCUACACAAAAUGGAUGUAUUUGUUUUGCAGAAUAUUUUGAACUAAAUGAAAGAAACAGAAAAUAAUUUAAUCAUCCUUCUUCUCUUGAUAGUUUUCCUAUUUUGU